AGAGAGAGAGAGAGAACACCAAAGGUGGACUUCAGGCCUCCAUAUAUGAGGGCAUGUGUGUUCCUUCCACAGAUGUAUACACAGAUAUCCUGCACAGAUAAUGCUCCACUAAAAGAUGACAUAGUUCACCAAGACACUCCCUGGGACAGAAUCCCAGUGGAAGACCAGGGAUUUCUGUUUUUCAUUUAUUGCUGUUUUCUAGCGCCGUCAGUGGUGCCCAGUUCUCUGUAAGCCACACUGGGUGUUUGUUGAGUGAGUGCCUGAGUGACAGCAAUAUCCAUCUUGCUUUGGAAGGGGCCAAGCAGGAGACCUGCUCUGCAGGAGACCCUCCAAAGUCAAAGGUUGCUUCGGUCAUUGUGUUAGAUGCCAAGGUUAGCCAAGGCGUUGGGAACAAGUUCCCUUUUCCAAAUUGUUCUUUUGGUCUAGCCUUCCAUCUCUUCAUUUUCACAACUGCUCAUUAAGAUAGCAGCUUCAGUUAGGCAAUAUUUGCUGCUUAGCAAACACUGGAACCUGUGAGUAAAGGAAGAGGUGAGAGUGUCUGACCCUACCCAUAAAAUCUAUCCAGUCACUUUGAAAGCCGCCAGCCCUAGAAUGCCCCAGGCUUGCCAAGGGAUGGGGGAACUUUAAUCUGAGUGUCUUUAUAAGAGGCCAUACCCUGGUCUGGAUUCCAUUGGUUGCCACUUCCUGUAUUGUAUUUUGGUUGUAGACUGAGGCUCACCACACAUAGUACUUUGUUUAUUAAGUGUCUGACUCUCAUAAAACCGGCUUCCUUGGGGUGGAAGCAGCCCUGCUAGCAGGAGAUUGCCUAUCUGGAAAUGGGUUGGUAGCCCCUAAGCAGAGGAGCCCACCUCAAAGCUCUAUGCACACUGAAAGGGCCUCAUCUCCAGCUAGUCUGUUUGCAAAGGAAAUGACCUGGUUACUCAAUUACAGAUAGAAACAGGCUGGCCACUGCUCUUCCUGGGAGGGGAAGUGAUCAGAUAAAUACCUUUGGCAAGGACUGGAACACUGUGAUGGACAGAGAGACUGCUUGCCCGCCGCCCUGAGGUCCACCGAAAGCAGUGGUUCUCGCUAUAGGGCAAUUUUGACCCUUGGGGAUUUUUGUCUAAGUCUAGAGACAUUUUUGGUUGUCUUAACUGGAGGCAGCUACCAGGCCUGUAUUGCUCAGCAUCCUACAAUGCACAGGACCCCAAAUCCAAAACCUCUCUGGCUCCACAAGGCAGUGAACAGGUUGAGAGUCAGACCUGAGGAAGUUAGCCCAGCUCCAAGCGAACGUCUUUGCUAGAGAAGGAGAAUCUUCUGUACUGCCUUCCAGGCCCAAUAGAAAUAACUGUCACCAACCAUCUCUUCCUGUUUUCUUUUUUCCUUUCUCUUUUCCUUCCAUCUCUUUCUUCUUUCCUAAUCUUCCUACUUUGGGCUCCUAAGUGCUGGGAUAACAGGUGUGGGCCACUAUGUCUGGCUCUGUCUCAUUCUUGCAUGAAGAGUUGGUGAAGGGUAUUUGUGUUUGUGUGUCUGAUUUAUCUCUCUGAGCAUGGUGAGAGGAUAGAGGACAGCACUGGGGGGAUUCUUCAGUUGGUGGAACAAUCUUGAGAAUCUGAGUUUGAUCCCAAGAACCCAUGUUUAAAAAAAGCUGGACUUGAUGGUACAUGCUUGUAUUCGUGGGGUGAGGGGUAGAGACAAGUGGAUUUCUGGCCAGCAAGCCCAGCCUAUUUGUUAAGCUCCCGACCACAAAGGAAUCCUGUCUCAAAAAGCAAGGUAGAAAACAAAUGAAGAAUGACAGAUGAGUUGUUCUCUAUCUGCAAAUGAGCAUGCAUCUGCACACGCACGCGCGCGUGCGCGCGCGCGCGCACACACGUUCUGAUCUAGCCUACGAUUCUUCCCAAGUAAACUUUCACUAGCAGAAGAGAGUCCUGGGGUUUGAACCUAGCUGAGACAUUAGGGAACACACGGAGUACUUUCACUAGCAGAAGAGAGUCCUGGGGUUUGAACCAGCUGAGACAUUAGGGAACACACGGAGUACACUCUGUUUUACUCCAUCCUCUGAAAGAGGAAUGCUAUCACCAAGGGUGGGAAAGAUCCAGGAAUUUGUUCAUCAUGAUGUGCUGACUAAACACAACUGGUGCUGGCAUUUUGGGUAGAUACGGGACUCAGCAAGAAGCCCAGACUGUACCCUUUCUGACUCCUGGGCAUUUCAACUAACUUGGUGGUGACUCUAUUUCCAUCUGUGGAAACAAAGGCCAUUAGAGUUCAUUAUGUGUAGGAAACUUUGACAAUGCUGUGACAUCCCGAUUUGUCCCUUUAAGUCUUGCCCUUUGUAAAGUUUCUCUUCUGUUCUGAUGUGCACCAGAACCACCUGGCACCUUUCUAAUACUUUAGAAUUGGGGUAGAAUUGCUAUGACCCUUCUCUGCCCAGGCGAUUCUAAUCUGCAGGGUCUGGAGGCUUUGCUGAAGAGCACUAUUGACUUUAGAUCCCCUGGGUAGAACUGUUCUUGGCUUAAUCUAUUGAAUUGUUCUAGAAAAGGAUGCUGGCUCUUCAUUGUACUGUCCUUCCAGAUGGGACCUUCACUAUCCCUCAGGAUGUGGUCUUUCUGCUCUGGAUAUUUCUCUAAAGGCUUUCAUCCUGGGCUGGGCACACAGCCCAGUGGGUCAAGUGUCUGCCAGCAUCAGUACCUCAUUUCAGUUCCCAGAACCCACAUAUAAAAGCCAGGUGUGAUAGUAUGUGCCCAUGCCUGUAAUUCCAGUCGUGGGGAGAUGGAGACAAGCAGAUAACUAGGGGUCACUGGCCAGCCAGCCUGAGUUACUCAGUGAAUUCCAGGCCAAUAAGAAACUCUGUCCUAAGGAAUGGCACCAGAGGUUGUCCUCUAACCUCCCUCCACGUGAAUGUACACACAUAUGCGAACACACAUGAGUGAACACACACACACACACACUCACAAUGCCACAAAGCCUUUAUGUUAUGACCUGUUUUCAUCCACCGUGCAUCUUAAAGAGUUAGAGUUCUAGGACGUUCUAGGAAGCAGGAAUGCAACUUCAUGGCUCUGCACUGACUGGAAAGCAGACAGUAGCAAACACAGAUGUAGGGUGUACAUCUAAUGAUGUGAUUCGGGAUGUAGUGUUAGCACAUCCCUGUAAUCCCAGCACUUGGGCGUUUGAGGCUAGACUGGGCUAUAUAGCAAGACUGUCUCAAAACAAGACUGUAGAUGACUCUCUUCAUGAGGGUAACUGGAACGACUUACUCAUGCCUGGGAAGGAACUGAGGAACAUCUCAACAUACUCUUCAUGGUUCUCUUCUUUUGCCUGUUUUCUGUUUAUUUAGUUAAGAAGCAAAUCUUGCCACACUAAAAUGACAUGGUUACUUGGUUCUCCCAAACGAGCACCAUAAAUGCGGGGGCUCAGUAUACUCUGUGGCUGGUAUUGAUUCGGCAUAGCUUAAAUUUAAAAACUGAUGUUUAGAUAAAAAUCUGAGUUCUUUGCCUUUCCUGAACAUGUAUAGGCUCUGCCUGCCCUGGGCUUUCUUUCUGGAUGACAGUAGUCACCAGCAUUUGUCUCUUUUUUUUUUCAUUGGGGGCCCUGUAUAGUCAAAUUUCCCAGUUCGGACUUCUUCAAGAACAUUAUCCACCUGAACGAACUCUGUAGUUUGUGCUGCCAGUGUUACCUGUAAUAUGUUGGACACAGAACACUGACCCCUAGUUAUCCCUAGGGAUGUGACGCCUCUUCUCCAUAUAUAUGAAACCCUAAUUCUGUUUCUUUUUCCACUGAAGACCACUUAACCUUGGGAUGUAGAUCGUGUGUGCUUCCCCUAAGGCUCCUCCUUCCUCUGUCCCUACACUGUGAGAUGCUCCAGGCAUCCUUCUCCAUUCUGCAGAACAAACCAGCUCCUCAUGAAGCCCUCUUUUCUUUAUUGGAGAAAGGUACUGCGAAAGUAAGUUUGGGGUGCUGGGCGUGUUCACUGAUACAAGAAUGUUGUUGCUUCUCACCUGCACCAGUGGACAGAGCUAGGAAGUGUGUUUGCAUAUCAGCUCUCCUGUGUCCAUACAUCUGGGAUGGUUUCUGUAUUUAUUUAUCUUGGGUCUGUCAAUUUUAAGAAGAGUGUCCACAUGAAUACCUUCCAUUCCGAUCUAAUACCACAGGACUGAGCCUUUGGCAAAUCAGAUUUGGAUGUUUGUAAAGCUUUUUUUUUUUUUUUUUUUUUUUUUUUUAAUAAUAGGUCAAGAAUACCUCCAGGGGAGGGUAGACGGAAAUGAGGAAGCUUCCCUUGAUAGUUAUUCUGUAGACAUUAUUUAAACAACAACAAACAAUCCCAUGUUCAGUUGUUCUAAUCAAUAAAAAUGUUGGCUCGUCCAUCCCCCAUCCUCCUAAACUCUUCUUGGAACACAGGGCCUCCUGUUCCUGAAGGUGGGCAGACCUGCCUGCUGCUCUUCCACAAACACAUUCUGUCUCCAGCCUUCUCACAAUGCCUAUUGUAAUGCUGAGCUGGCACUUGUGUCUCGGAAACAUAAGCCAAGGCACUUCUCUGAGAUUACCAUCAGAACUUUGCUCUACAUGCAAAAUCUUAUUUUGAAUUCAGAUACACAAUUACUCACCCUGACUUAAUUACACUGCCUUAGGAUAGUAUUAAAACAAUGGUUUUAAUUAUUUUUGGGGGGUUUACAACAGUAACCUGUUGUCUUGUCAGGAAGGUGAGCUGCCCAUCUUUUGAGAAUUUCAGAUAAAAAGCCACCAUGGUCUGGGGUUGGGGGGUGAGCCUGUGGUUUCGUCUUGUUUAUGCAGGAAGCAACCUUACCUGGAUGCUGGCCCUCUGCCCCUCAUUAUGCUGGAUAUAAACCUCAUCGUGCUUAAGAUGUGUCUCUACCAACUGUUUAGAGAAGUAAAGAGGGCUGGAUGGCUCCUGGGUGCUGGAGGUGUGGCCCUUUGGUGGUUUGGAAAACAUUUUGAGUUUUAAACAGCAACACCUAUAAUUAUGGAGGCGUCAUCCCUUCCAUAAAAAAGAAAACAAAACAAAGACAGCAAAGCCCUUCUGCUAACAAGGUGUAGUCAUAGCAUGUAUGUGCUCACCCUUCCCAAAGCCCGCCUGGCAUUUGUUUCAGGCCCGGUGGGGGCUAUCUGCCAUCUUUCUCUGGGCUCUCAUAAAACAAUACAAAGGUAAACAAUCGGAGGGCAAUUAGCAGGCUCUUCGGGGUAACAGGAGAGAGAAGUCACCCUGUUAUUAAUGUCAAAGGAAUUAAUCAUGGUUUACAUAGGUGAUUUAGUAGCUUAACUUUGCAAGUGGCUGAAAAACAAGAAACCAACCAAGAGUUUUACCAAAGAAGCUUGUGUGGAGAAUUAGGCAGGGCACAGAGAGCUAGCUGUUGAGAUGUGAGCUGUUCUAAAAGACGUGAGCUAUUAUCACAUGUGAGUCCUCUGCUUGAAUCAGCAUGGGGCUCAGUUUAAAAAUGAAGCUUUUGGUUCUGUCUGUUGAAGGUGGCCUCUGAGAUCCUGCUUUGCCCUCUACUCAGCAGCUUUGUCAAUGUAGCCCAGGCUGGCCUCCAACUCAGAAUCCUUCCGUCUUGUCCUCUUGGUUGUGAGGUUACAAAUGUGAGCCACCAGGCCUUUCACCUUCCCUGUUUGCCAGACUAGAGGUGGGUGUGCUCCGUGACCACUCACAGCUGUUUGUUUUGUUUUCCCAGGGGCUUUUUCAUUCUCUGCCUCCCCAUCACUGGGGCUAUCCUGCUGCCUCACUGGGGCUAUCCUGCUGCUGCCGGGCCUGGCUUUUUACGUGGAUGCUGGACCUUGAACUCGGUUUCCCAUGCUUGCACAGCAGGAAGUUUCCUGACUGAAGCAUCUCCCUAGCCUCCUCAGCAUUUAAACCCACACACUGAGAACACUUUUUGGUUUAUUUUAAAUUAUGUGCAUGUGUGUAUAUAAUUGUACAUAUGAAUGCAGUGCCAAUGGAGGCCAUAAGAGGGCAUCAGAUCCUCUGAAGUUGGAGUUACAGGCAGUUGUCAGUUGCCUAAAGGGGGCGCUGGGGACCAAAGUGGGAUCCUCUGCCUGAGUAGCAAGUGCUCAGCUGCUGCACCUGAGUCUGAUCCCAGAACACAUUAAACAAACAAACAAACAAACAAACAAACAACAAGCCAGGACUAUGGCUGGGGACACAACUCAGUGCUUUCUCAGCAAGAACCAGGACUUGAUCUCAAAUUCCUAAUACCUACACAAAGAGCUGACCAUGCCUGUGCCCCAGCAUAGGGGGUAGAGACAGACAGAUCUGGAGAGCUGAUUAGACAGCCACCCUAACUGAAGCAGGGGUGGGGUUUGUGGGGAUGAGGUUGGCUUCCGAAUCAAUGAGAAAAUGUGUUUAAAGGCAGUAAGGCAGUGUUAGAGGGAGACACCCAACUCUAUCUUCCACAAGGAUGGACACGAGCCUGUCCACGUACACUCAGAUCCAUGCACCAGAUCUGUACCCUCUCCUACUAAGCGGGGUAUGAUGGUACACACUUAAAAUCUCAGGUGGAUUCUUUAGCUUAGUCUGUAUGUGGUGAUCGGAAGGUCAAGAUAGACCCUACUUCAGAAAUCAAGGUGGCUAGCUUCUGAGGAAUACCUCAGUGUGCAUGUACACACACACACACACACACACACACACAUUUAGGAACCCGUGAAAAGCUGAGCCUUUUUGGCCAGCUUUUGAGGAACACCUUUGUGAAGCAGAGUCCGUCAUGUUCUGUGACUCAGCUUCUCUCCAAGGGCCCCAAACUGUCUCUCUUUGCCUAAUAAUUCUAUAUCUUGUAAAAUGAGCGCUCACUCUGCUACUGCUGGCCUAUAUGAACUGUCAGGGACGUCAAGGCUCAGACAGUGGCUCCUCUGUUUACUUCCAGUGAGGCACAUGCUGACCACGAGCCAGUUUCAUCUCGGAAGGAAAGAGUUUGAACUUCCAGUUGUAAGAGCAGUCCAUAUGGGUGUCAUGUCCUCUCUGCCCUUCUCUCCUCUAGGCUGUUUAUUCACACUGAGAGAAAGGCUGAGGAGGCUAGACUCGACUUACGGUGGUCUCACUUUCGCCACCACAGUGGGUGUUUGUGGAGUGCCAGACCACCUGCUUACGAUACAAUGACUUCAUACUUUGAUUGGGUGGGGCUGUCAGGAAGAAAGGCACGAAGUCCGGCCACCUGGCUUCUAACCCUGGUUAGACCACUGACAGUUAUUUGGCCUUGUCGAAAGGUUUCCACGCUCCAGCCUCACCUUUUCACCUGCAGUUGGUGGUGCAGGGACGUACACACCCUUUUCCCACUGCGGGAGUGUUAACAUCAACUUGCAUAGCAUACUGACAACCAUAUUCCCUUCCAGUCACUGUCCCAUCCUUCAAAUUGUCAAAAGGGGUGGGGCCGGGCUUUCAGUCAUGACAGCUCCACACUCUUGUCACAUAUUUUCUUUUGAAGUUCACUUUUAAUUUUUCUUUUGAAAUGCUCACAAAGAGCAAUUGGUGACUUGCUCUCUCUCUCCACUGUGCUUGUGUUUAACUGAGGAGGGGAGAUCUGGCUUUCCCACGUAACAUAACAGGAAAAAUAAAAGAGUUGAAGUAAAUGAAAAUAUUUAGGACAGUUAGUGUAGUAACUGUACUCCCGUGAACAUAGUAUGCUAUUCGAGAAUUAGAACAAAUCCAGGAACGCACAACCACCAAAUCUUGUGAUUUUAUUAACUCUAAACUUACCAGAACAUUCAGCAUCUCAUAGGUGGCAAACAUCCAGUCUCCUUCCCUUCCCCAAGCUGUGGGGAUGUGCACUGGCGCAGCACUUGGAGAAUGAAGUUCACAUUUGAUGUUUAUUUUAAUAGUACAUGGCAGGACCGGGACACAUGCUGAUGCCUCUAGGGAAAUACUGGCUUUGGUUAACUUUAAUUAGCUAAUUGUGCACCCCCCCCCCCACACACACACACUACUUAAUAUAUACGGAAAUGAGGACAAGCUCCUUCGCCUUGGUGUAAUUAAAACUAGAAUGAUGUCAGCAGCAGGUUUAAAAAGGGGAUUUCUAUUUGUUUUAUCACCAAAAGGUGGCGUCCUACCCCCAUGCCCUUUUUUUCAAACACACACACACACACACACACACACACACAUGCACGCACGCACGCACCAUUCCUUGCUUUAAAGAGAAACUUCUAGUAGAUUAUUGAUAAAGAAAUUAAAAGCCUGUUCCCUGUGAACAUGGUGGCAGUGUUGAAAAUGGACAGUGUCUCGAGCCAGAGUGAAGUGUCUCUGUAACGUAAACCAAAUGGGUGUGGGGUUCUCCAGUAAGCUUGCACAUCAGACACUAUCAUAGCCCAAGCCAGUGCCAUAGAUCCUGGGAUUUACAGCCAGCCUUCCCUUUUGUCUUUAAAUCAUAUUGCCAAUCUGUCUGUAGCCUCUUCUUGGUGAAGGUAGAAUUUAAGACAGUUAAAAUUCAGACCAAGAUCAGUAGCAAGCUAAGAAUUUCAUUGUUGGUUCAUAGUUAUAGCUGGGGACAAAAAGAAAAAAAUAAAACAGAAAAACACAAAUUAUAGCUGAAUCUGGUAAAGAAGAUCACAGUAGGAAUAGUGCUUCACAGACUAUGCACAGAGAUGUCACAUUUAAAUAAAGUGCUAUUUCCCAGAGUUACAACUGUACAACCAGCUACAUACCAUAUCUAAGUUAUAUUUGGCAGGGCCAUCAUAGAAAUUAAAAACAAUGUAUUUUUCUCCAAGGACUGGCUACACUGUAGAUUCUUAUUUAAUUCUAUGUGACUCCAAAUAUGGACUUUCCAGUGAUGUCUGAGGUUUUGUAACACUAUCAACCAACUUGACAGAAACCUUUAUAUCAGAGCCUAGGCCGUAGCAAACAUUCAAUAAAUAGUAGAUGUUAUUACUGUCAGCAGUGGCCUGGGAGAGGCGCGGUAGCCGGAACUAACUUUGUAUAUUUUAAAGAACUCACUAGAUGGUCUGAAAUAUUAUAGAAUACAUAUUAAUGUCUUAACCAAAAAAAAAAAAAAACCCACGAACCUUUUACAGGACCUAAAAUAUAUUUCAUGUACACAGAUUCUAGUAUAAAAAAUGGGAUGCCCGGUCUUGUUUGCCUGGCAUCGAGUAUUUUAUAGCAUGAAUUCUGCCAGGCCAUAUACCUUAGUGUGCACUACCUUCUCUAGCUUUAUUCUGCAACAGCAGUGUUGUUGUUAAUUAUUUUACUUUCUAAGCAUGAUAGAAAUUUAAAUGGUAGUCUCACAUUCUCAUUUCAAUUUAGAUUUAAACUCUGCAAAUGAACGUUUAAUAAUAUUUGUUGAAAAACAUUAUCCAAGAGAAUCUAUUAUAAUCUAUCCAGGGUAUUAUUUACAUCCGUGCUCGUCUGAAGAUGCCAAUGGCAGUAGGCACGCCCCAGUUCCCUUAGUGCUUUGGGGAAAACCAUAGGGUGAUUUUCAGAAUAUUCUCAUAAAGAAUUAGCUUAGUAGACAUACUAGCCAGUCAGUGGCUGGAAACCCUGGCUUGGGAGUUUGGCAGCCUCUGGGAUGAUGGGUAUAAAGAAAUAAUUCCUGGUCACUAGAAGCCACAGAGGUACUAUACCUAAGUCCCGUGUUGGAAACACCAAAAACCAAACCAAACCAACAAACAAACAGCUUCCCCGUAUAUGUUGAUGAAAGUGGGUUUUUUUGUCUUAUGUAUUUUUAUUUAUAGCUCACAAAAUAUUUCAUCCGGGCACCUUGGAUACCUUAUUUACAUACUCAGACAAACUUCAGAACAGCAAAAAAGAAAAAAAGAAUCUCACCUUCCCAAAGAAUUGCACAAAGCUUUUUUUUUUUUUUUUGCUCACGUGACUGAUGUUCUUGAGAGCAGGUAAUUUGUGUUAAACAAGUGAUUGACAUGCUAGCCCCCGGGUGUUUUCUUAAGAGGAGCUGUGGAGAAAACAGUUCUCCUUUGCAGCCACUUUCCCCCCUACCCCCCCCCCCAUCCCCCAAGCGGACCUGGCGACAGGGAUAACAUUCCUGCAGGGGCUGACAAGGCCCGAGGGAGUAAGUUCUUGCUCCCAUCACUCUCUCCCGAUUCCGCGACGCAGGGGAAAAUCCCCCUGGCUGGAGGGGUUUCUGUUUCCUUGCAAUCAGGGGUUUGUCCUUCAGCUGAACUUUCACCUUCCGAACUCGCCUUCUUUCAUUGGACAAAGUGCAGAAAGAAAGGGGAGAGACCGAGGGAGGACCCGGGAGCAGGCGCCGGGCUGGAACGCCGCCCCUGCCGCCCUCCGCUCCAACUGUCACCCAGGCGAAGCACUUUCACUUUUAACUGGAGGAAACUCUAUCCCUGCCUAUCCUCUUCCCUCCUGGAUUUUCUUAGCUCAGAACCUAGCGAAUCGUCUCGGCUUUCCCUUCUACGUCCUAGUUGCUGCCACUCUUGAUCUCCAUUUCCCAGGCUCUGAAAUGGGACCCUCUCCCCGUCUUCUGAGAGGACCCCUCCAGCCCAGGCCCCUCAUUUCCCAGCUUUUCUCCUCCAGGCUCCUUCUGCCUAGGAACUGUUGUGGCGUUUCCCUCCCGGGUCUUGGGGUUCUGUCUCCCUCUCCUCCUCUUCCCCUCCCCAUGUCCCUCACUUGGCAAUUGCGAUUUUUUUCACCCUCCCCCCCCCGCCCCCCGCGAGCUCUGUUGUUUACCCAGCAGGUGGAUGUGACGUCAGGGACGCACAACAGCAAAAAAUAACAACAUCUCCCUCCGCGACGCGAUGGCCUCUCUUGCGCGCCUUAUUUAUUUAUUUGUUCCGGGAUGCGGGGGGAAGGGGGCAGGCGACCCAAGGGCGCCGCAUCGGGGUGCAGAUCGCGCUCGGCGGGUCACAGGGGCUUUGAGAGCGCGGACAGCGGGGCUUGGGGCCGGCGAGGGGCCGGGGCGGGUUGGGGGCGCCUCGCGGCCGGCGGCGCUGGCGCGGCUCCGGAACGAGUCCCGAGCGGAGGAAUCUAUUGUUAUUUAUUGUGUGGCAGCUGCACGCUGUGCUCGCGGCCCGGCCCUCGCCCGCGAGUGCGUGUGUGCGCGCGUGUGCGUGUGUGAGCGGGGGGCGCGCGCGGGCGGGAGUGGGCGCGCGCGGGGAAAGGCCCCGAAAACACCUUAGUUUGCACCGAGAGACCAUUUGCCGCGGGUGAGUUCGUAUUUUUCCAUUUCUGCUCCACUUUUUUUUUCCCCAAGCCGCCUCCUGCCUUGUUUCCGCCACUUUAAACAACAACAACAACCAGCACAAAAAAAAAAAAAAAAAAGGGAAAAGAAAAAGAAAAAGAAAAAAGAAAAAAAUUCCUACUUUUAAUCUCCACGCUCCACGUGCAUCUCCCCCAACCCUCUAUCCUCCACUCGCUCCGGAGUCGGGGCCCAGGCUCUGCGUGGGUGGGGGCCGCGCGCGGCGCCGGGCUGGAGGAAGCGCGGGAGGCUCCCGCACCCUUGGGUCUAUUUGCAUAAGUCACUGUGGGGUGCGGUGGUGGCCUCACAGACCAACUCGCCUUUCCCUCAGCUCCUCACGCCUCUCUGCACUCGCUUGAGUCGCUCGGGUAGAGCGAUCAAUAAGCCCAGGCCGCCUGUCGCAACUUUGAGUGCCCAGUGUCAGCGUUUGGUGGCCGCCUGGUGCGGGUACGCGGGACCCGGCCGCGGUAGGCGGGGGCGUGUGGCAUCAUCUCCUGAGCUCAAAGUUUGAACUUAGAGCAAACUUUUCCCCUGCUAUCCAAGGGUGCGUGCCCCUUCUGUGCCCCCGGGCUGCCCCGAGAACGCUGGAGGGCUGAGCAGGGACGCCUGCGCCCUGGGCCCGAAGCUUGGCGACAUCCCUGCAGCCACGCGUGUUUUGGUCCGAACUCAGCGGUGUGGACGCUCUCUAGCUAACCCCUAAGAGCCUGGAAAACUCAAACACACACCCGCACACCCUCUGCCAGACACGCACCCCACGCGGUCGGCCCCCGCUUGUCAGAGACAGAGCCCGCGCCAGCCGUAGCAAGAUCGCGAGUGGGCUUGGGGACAGGGCGCACCGCGAGAACCCUCGGCGCUCGUCCUCUCGAUACCCCCGCCACCUCACACUUUCGCUUCUGACCCCUGCGCCUUUUAAGCUCUUCUCUGCGACACGCGCGUGCCACCGCGCCCCUCCGGCCCUGUCCCGGCCACCGAUGGCUCUCCGUUUCUCGCCUGCGCGCAGCUUUCCUCCCGUGUUCUCGAUAUUCCGUUCCUGUCCCUCGGAGACGUCUCUCCGGAGCCGACCAGACCAGGCGGCGCGCGCUUCGGGUGGGGACCGAGGCGGUGGCGGCGGCGCCGAGAGCCGAGGAGUUUGCCAGCUGCCGCAGGGUCGUGGUCAUCUGCUGCCUCCGCCUCCUCGCGCCCCCGCCUCCCCCCCCUCUCCCCCCACACCCUGCUGCGCUCGGAAACUUUGAUUCCUUGUCCCCCCUCCCCACCUGUUGUGAGCUCCGCCUCAGUCCCGGGAGACUGGCGGUGACACACACGGGCGCCAGGGAGCUCCGCGCCCAGAAACAAAGUCUCAUGCCCCCCCACCCCAGUGUUUGCUUGGAAAUUGCUGCCUGCAGCACCCCCAUUCCCGCGCAGCUCCCGCCCCCUGGGAGCCUAAGGACUAAAUAAACAGUUGUAACUCCAAACCUUGCGCCUGCCACCGCAGCCCUAUCCCACCCCUUUCCACCAGUCCUGCCCCUCCUUUUUUGUUGUUGCAACUUUGUAAGAUCCCGGGAAGGUGCUGAGACUAAGGCUCAGGCCGGGCUCCGGGUUUCCCGAUCCCUGCAGGGAUCCCCCGCGGCGCAUCCUCUUUCCCUAUUCCCUGGAGCUCGGGGGUCCUCUCCUUCUUGCUGCACCUUCUAUCUUUGCUCCUGGCCCCCUCCGCCUAAUCACCUCGUCCCCUUCGAGCCCCCCCCCCCCACAACCUUCACGGAAGGAAGAAUUGCUGAGGGUCGCCCCGGUCUCUUGUCGAUCGCAGACCCCGAAACUUUGCCCCAGGAGGACGGCGCGCGGCGGGCGAGCGGGCGAGCGGGCGAGGGGCAGCGGCGGCGGCGGCGGCGGCGGCGGCGCGGAGAAGCGUGGGGCUGCCGGCGCCUCCUCCCCGGACUCGGUGGCGUCCCAGGAGCUUCUGCUGACUCUCCUGGUUUCCGAGGGAACCCUUUCGGCCAUGGUGAGGGCUGCGCUCCCUUCUCUGCCUUGCGGUCAACCAUGAGCGGAUGGGUGUGAUGCCUGCUAGCCUAAAGGGCUCCUUCUGUGUGCUGCAGUCUUGUGGCGUUCUGCAGGCCCCCUGCCAGUGACCCCAGGCUUUUUAUGGCUGUGAGACUCAUUAAAAGCUCAGGGGUGAGACGUGACCUUUGGAGGUGACUAUAACUGAAGAUUGAAUUACAGAAGCCAAAAAAUUAAAUAAAUAAAAGGUUUUUGAGUCAUGAUGCAAGAAUCUGGGUCUGAGACAAAAAGUAACGGAUCAGCCAUCCAGAACGGGUCCAGCGGUGGCAACCACUUACUAGAGUGCGGGGCACUUCGUGACACUCGGUCCAACGGAGAGGCACCAGCGGUGGACCUGGGGGCAGCCGACCUUGCCCACGUCCAGCAGCAGCAACAGCAGGCCCUGCAGGUGGCAAGGCAGCUCCUCCUUCAGCAGCAGCAACAGCAGCAGCAGCAACAGCAGCAGCAGCAGCAGCAGCAACAGCAGCAACAGCAGCAGCAACAACAGCAGCAGCAGCAACAGCAGCAGCAGCAGCAGCAAGUUAGUGGAUUAAAGUCUCCCAAGAGGAAUGACAAGCAACCAGCUCUUCAGGUUCCCGUGUCAGUGGCUAUGAUGACACCUCAGGUUAUCACUCCUCAACAAAUGCAGCAGAUCCUCCAGCAGCAGGUGCUGAGCCCCCAGCAGCUCCAGGUUCUCCUCCAGCAGCAGCAGGCCCUCAUGCUUCAACAGCAGCAGCUUCAAGAAUUUUAUAAAAAACAACAGGAACAGUUGCAGCUUCAACUUCUCCAACAGCAACAUGCUGGAAAACAGCCGAAAGAGCAGCAGCAGGUGGCUACCCAGCAGUUGGCUUUCCAGCAGCAGCUUCUCCAGAUGCAGCAGCUGCAGCAGCAGCACCUCUUGUCUCUCCAGCGCCAAGGCCUCCUAACAAUUCAGCCGGGGCAGCCUGCCCUUCCCCUCCAACCCCUCGCUCAAGGCAUGAUUCCAACGGAACUGCAGCAGCUCUGGAAAGAAGUGACAAGUGCCCACACUGCAGAGGAAACCACAAGCAGCAACCACAGCAGCCUAGACCUGACCAGCACAUGUGUCUCGUCCUCGGCACCUUCCAAGUCCUCCCUAAUCAUGAACCCGCAUGCCUCUACCAAUGGACAGCUCUCGGUCCACACUCCCAAAAGGGAAAGCUUGUCCCACGAGGAGCACCCCCACAGCCACCCUCUCUAUGGACAUGGCGUAUGCAAGUGGCCAGGCUGUGAGGCGGUUUGUGACGACUUCCCAGCCUUUCUAAAACAUCUCAACAGUGAGCAUGCGCUGGACGAUAGAAGCACAGCUCAAUGUAGAGUACAAAUGCAGGUUGUACAGCAGUUAGAGCUACAGCUUGCAAAAGACAAAGAGCGCCUGCAAGCCAUGAUGACCCACCUGCAUGUGAAGUCUACAGAACCCAAAGCUGCCCCUCAGCCCCUGAAUCUGGUAUCAAGUGUCACCCUCUCCAAGUCUGCCUCAGAGGCUUCUCCACAGAGCUUACCUCAUACUCCAACAACCCCCACCGCCCCCCUGACUCCUGUCACCCAAGGCCCCUCCGUCAUCACCACCACCAGCAUGCACACGGUGGGACCUAUCCGCAGGCGGUACUCAGACAAAUACAACGUGCCCAUUUCUUCAGCAGAUAUUGCGCAGAACCAAGAAUUUUAUAAGAACGCGGAAGUUAGACCACCAUUUACAUAUGCAUCUUUAAUCAGGCAGGCCAUUCUCGAAUCUCCAGAAAAGCAGCUAACACUAAACGAAAUCUAUAACUGGUUCACACGAAUGUUUGCUUACUUCCGACGCAAUGCAGCCACGUGGAAGAAUGCAGUGCGUCAUAAUCUUAGUCUCCACAAGUGUUUUGUGCGAGUAGAGAACGUUAAAGGGGCAGUAUGGACAGUGGAUGAAGUAGAGUUCCAAAAACGGAGGCCACAAAAGAUCAGUGGUAACCCUUCCCUUAUUAAAAACAUGCAGAGCAGCCACGCCUACUGCACACCUCUCAAUGCAGCUUUACAGGCUUCCAUGGCUGAGAAUAGUAUACCUCUGUACACUACCGCUUCCAUGGGAAAUCCCACUCUGGGCAGCCUGGCCAGUGCCAUCCGGGAGGAGCUGAACGGGGCCAUGGAGCACACCAACAGCAACGAGAGUGACAGCAGUCCAGGCAGAUCCCCUAUGCAAGCUGUGCACCCCAUACACGUCAAAGAAGAACCCCUCGACCCCGAGGAAGCUGAAGGCCCUCUGUCCUUAGUGACAACAGCCAACCACAGUCCAGAUUUUGACCAUGACAGAGAUUACGAAGACGAACCAGUAAAUGAGGACAUGGAGUGAACCUCUGGGCGGGCCGACCCCCGAGACCGAAGAUUGGGGAAAAAAAAGCAAAACAAAUUUAAAAAAAAAAUAAAAAAAGAAAGAAAGGAAAAGAAAAGAAACCACGUCAAAAGUUAGCAGUGAAACCCGCCCUCCGUUUCUUGUACAGUCUGGAGGAUUUUCGCUACAUUUUGACAACUCUGAAACGUGUUAACUCUUAGUGCCAUCAAGAAUCCCAUUUGGGAGUAUUUUUGAUUUUUCUACUUUUUGUUGACAAAAGGGAUUUGUACUCUGUGCAUUGGAUGGACCUGUUUGGUACUUGGGAUUUUCCUCUUUGAGUCAACAUCAGUGUUGUAAAUUCGAUAAACGGAUUCACUUUUAGCAGCAGACUUUGAACUGCAGCUUCGCCCGGCUGAUGCUGGGCGGGCGCCGAGGACACCCGACUGAGCUCACGUACCUGCGCUGCAGACCAAGCCUUCGCCCGAGUUCAAGACUCCAGUGGACGACCUUUUUGCACAGCGCUGCAUGUUGAUACCACUGCCUUUACUCACUUUGGUUUGUUUUGUUUUUGUUUUUCGCUUCCAGUUGGGAUGGGGGAAGGCCUUUGUGUGUGUAUUGGGGGGAGGGGUUAAAAAUAAUUAUCCCAAAUUUUUUAAUGUAUUGCUUUUUUUUUUUUCUUUUACUGUUUUUUUUUCUUUCUUUCUUUUUUUUUUUGGCUUCUUUACCAUUUUAAGUUCUGACCUCAGGCCUCCAUUUGGGCCCAGGGCCUCUUGGAGGCUUCGCGUUUUCUGUACCUUGUGAUGAAUGUUAAUAGGCGUUUUUAUUAUACAGAGCUGAAUGUCAUUUCUCGUCUGUAGUUUUCUGGCACUCAUUCCAUUUUCCUAUAGACAUCACCAUGUUUCUCUCAAGUUUAAAACAAAACAAAACAAAACAUUCCGUUUUGGUCUUUUUCCAAAAAAAAAAAAAGAGAAAAGAAAAGAAAAAAAAAGAUCCCAAAGGCUGCACCUUACACCUGAAGGUCCCCACACGGGGACAUGACAUCCUGCCAGUAAGAGAAUGAAUGACAGAAAAGGAAAGAGAGAAACGCACGCGCGCACACUCUAGGGACAUGGCAGAUUCAUUUCACAAAAACAGUAUUGGGGGUGGGAUGGGGGACUGUUGGAGGUUUUUCUUUUUUUUCUUUUUCAUAGCACCCACCAUUGUGAGUAACUGCCACCACAUUCUCUCAGCAUCAGGAAACACAGCCACGAAAGAAACAGAAGAGAAUAAACAAUCCUCAAUAGUUAGACUGUCACAGUGGCCAUGGAAGAUCUUCCCUCCUAUAAUCAGGUGACCAGGACCACAGGCCCUGUGCCAUCCUCACCCGCACAGGUUGCUCUGUUUGCAAAAUGACCAAAAAGCCAGCAUGGUGACAGGGCUAAGUUUGUACAGUAGUUCAGACCUGCUCGGUGGCAUUCAUCUGUUUUAAUGCAAAUGAGACUUCACAUUGAACUUGUUAUGGGAGUUAAUGAGGACUGAGCUCAGCAGACGCUAAUGUGUCAGGUUCCAGUGUGCUAAGUCGGUACUGCAGCUUGGUCUGCAAUGUGAGCACCACACCCACCACCCCAGUAGCACAGACUUCACGGAAGAGGACACCAGGUAGACAGACCAGGGCCCACAGAAUGAGAUGGCUCUAGGUCAAUAUGCCCUCGGCCCUUCAAACCCCUCCACAUUUCCGUCUGCACCCGCUUCCCUGGCAUGUAUUUAUCUGGGGCUGUAGCUUUUGUUUGGGUUUAGUUUGAGAGCCUUUCGGAGCUUAAUUUAUAUACUUUGUACCUUUUUUUAUUUCUAAAAUUACCAAAGAUAUUACGCAAAGGUAAAUUAUUUUCUUUUAUACUUUAUCUGAUGAAGCCAAAUAUCCUCUUAUUGUUGAUCAAAGGAGGCGAAAGGAUUCAGAGGCAAAUGAUGAGGUCCAGGCUAUUUGCCAACCUGAGGGAAAUUACUGCCCGUCAGCAGAGUUCAUUUAGCAGACUAUGUAGGCAAUGGAACCAAAGUUUUUUACUUUUUUUUUCCUGUUUUUUUUUUUUUUCUCUUUCCUUCUUUUCUCUACCUGUAGAGAGACCAAAACUAACUCCUAUAAGGAGAAAAUCCGGGGCUACUGCAGAGAAAAGAAAUCAAGACAACAGUAUUAUAGCUCCUGUGGAAAGAAUGGGCUAGCAUCUCAAAGAAAAAGAAAUGAAUGUAUGAUGCUGAAAAUUAGUAUAUAAUCGAGGAGACACUUAGGAUGAAUUCAGAGAGAACGGAGAAGUGUCUGGCCGCUCGAGGCCACUUCUAGAAUAAAGAGAUUUUUAGAACAUUCGUACGCCACUUUUGUUUAAGGGCUGUGCUCUGAUCACUGCGUUAAUCUUGGUUUAUCCUGGCAUUUAUCCUCUGGUUUCCUUCUGCUUUUUGUUGAUGUUUUGUUUUAUUUUUUUCCUAUUUCAGAUUAUGAUUUGGUCAGUGUUUUUCAUUUACACACAAAAAAAGCUAACAUUCCCACCCACUCAUAAGCUUAGAGUAGAACACCUUUGGCAAUGACUUCUGAAGGUUUGCUCUGCUUUCUAUAGAGGGGCGGUCUGUGGUUAUUCAUGCCCCCUCCACCACCACCCCACCCAUCUUUUCCAGGCAGCUUCACAGUGUGCAGGCAGUAGCCAGGCCGGGUCAUGGGAAGGGGGCCCUGUGCUUCUAAACUGAGUGGUUGCUGGUUAGAUAUACAAAAGAGGAUAAAACUCUGGUAGGUUAGUUCAUUCUCAGCAUGUGUAGCUAGACAAGAGUAAAGAUAACAGCAUGGGGACUGUUAGUACGCACACCUCAGUUCAAACCUUUAGGGAAUGAGUUUAAAAAAAAAAUUAAAAAUAUACCUUUCACUCAGUCGUACUUAGUCGUAUGUCUUGCAUGCUUAGUCUAAAGACUGUAGCAAAGAAAAUAAAUAAAAGAGAAAAAAUUAGAUUUUAUGUAUCUUUUCAGGUGUCAUAGCCUGGCAGAAGAACCAACUGAAAAAAAAAAAAAAAGUUCUCAGGCUUUACAGCAAGCAAUCUUCACUCUGAUUUUUAGAAUUCUGAUUCUGUCCCUCGGGGGGUUCCCGCUUCGUUUGAAUGGGGUUGAUUCGGUUGUACAUAUAUCCCGAUGUGUCUGUGUGCAUCUUUGUCUUUUGCGGGGGAGGGCCGAGGGGAGGGUUUUUUUGGUUUCGUUUUGUUUUGUUUUGUUUUAAUUAUUUUAUUUUUUAGGUAUUGUUCCUAAAAAGGAAUAAAUGCAUACACCUGUUUGUCAAAACAUCUUUGCUUUUUGUGCAACUGCAUUUUAUUAAUAAUACAUUUAAAAAAAGAAGAGGAAGAAGGAAAAGAAAAUAGUAUCUUUGAGGGAAAAAAGUCUACUGUCUGUAAUGGCUUUGCAGUUAAUGCUGCGUGUGUACUUCAUUUUAUUGCCCUUGAUUUACAAACAUUGGAUGACAUGUUGAUAAUGGGAAGAAAGAAAAACUCCACACACACAUCUCUUUCUUUCCCUCCCCCUCCUCUCUCUCUCAAAUUGUAACAUAGUUGACAAAAUGUGUUUCCUAUCCUCAUUAUUUGGAACAUUUUGUACAGGUUUGUGGAAUGGGGGUGAGAGAGUGAGUGUGUGAGUGAGUGUGUGUUACUGUUUUUGAUACAUUCCUAGUCCUUGUGUUUUAUCAUACCACUGCCUCCUUGACUAUCUUAAGUUCCUAAGUUUGAAAAAAGGAAAAAAAAAAAGUUGUUUAAAAAAAAAAAUGUUCUCUCUUGCUGCAGUCAAUAUUUUUGCAUGAUGAAAUUCCAGGCUCAUACUUUCAAAGUUUUAUGAGUAAAGUAGUGAUUAAUAAUGGGGAGUGUUGAAAUAUUGAACUUUUUGUAUAAAAAAAAUUUUUUUACAAGGUCCCAAGGUGUAAAGACAAUUUGUUACCUUUUUCUUUCUCUUCUUAGUAAAUAUUAGCAAACGUGAGGGAGGUCAGCCUGUGUCAGACACACACAGUCACUGAUGAGGACCCACCCUCCAUGAGCUUAGGGGUCUAUUCAUGUGAGAAGGCUUACAGCCAUCUCAGGGUGAACAGCCUAGGCUUACCUGCAUGGUGACCUAGCUGACAAUCCCCUCCCCACAUCAAAAGACAGUUGAGUUCAUAUUCCUAGCAUCUCAUCAGCCAUAAUAAGAGAAAGCCUUGGUUUAAAAAAAUAAAACAAAAUGAUAGAGCCAAAAGCAUUAUAAAUCACUAGCUCUUUUUAUUUAUUUAUUUUUUUCAGUUACAAUAUUGAAGUCUCUCCUCUCUUUUCCACAUUCUAGCUGAGCUCUCUGUCUCCAAGGGCAUAAAGCAAACUCUGCUAUUUGAAUCUUGUUGGUACCUGUUGGCCAGUGCCAUACCCUCCUGACAGUCUGGAAGUGUUUUGCAACUUGGUUUUCCUUUAUUAUCAUGAGAAGCAAAUGGACAAUUCUAACGGCGUCUUGUGGGUCCACUGUAACUCGAAGCGGUCCCUGCUACCCAGGAGCCUGGGUGGAGACGGUGCGGUCUGGGUUGUGAGUGUGGUGCUCUUUGUAUCUGUGCUGCCGCUAACAGGGAUCGUUUUGUUUUGUUUUGAUAAGACAUAAAAGAAUCUCAUUCCUUGAUAUCAACUGUAAUUCCACCAUUCCAUGUCUGUGGACACAGACAAUAAAAAAAAAUGUUGUGUAGUCAGUAGUAAUUACUGACAUGAGCGCAUUCUUAAAUGCAAUAAAAGUGCUGGUGGUUCACACUGGUAGACAAAGUU
This is a messenger RNA of Mus musculus (house mouse), 20213 nucleotides long. It is a transcript of the gene Foxp1, whose product is annotated as forkhead box P1. Gene Ontology annotation, cellular component: nucleus. Gene Ontology annotation, biological process: regulation of DNA-templated transcription; system development; animal organ development. The record is from RefSeq and is a predicted model, not a curated record. The coding region runs from base 13342 to 15465 and encodes 707 amino acids. Gene Ontology annotation, molecular function: DNA-binding transcription factor activity; sequence-specific DNA binding; DNA-binding transcription repressor activity, RNA polymerase II-specific. The transcript is spliced from 20 exons. Lineage: Eukaryota; Metazoa; Chordata; Mammalia; Rodentia; Muridae.